GGGAAAUUCUAACCUAUCUUUGCAUUUGCGGUCUUUCAAUGGAUGGAGUUUUAUUUCUUGAUAUUAAGUAAGACAGUUGUCUUAAAAAGUGAAUUAAAAGGAAAGAAAUCGGCUGAAAAUAGGUUGAAAAGAUUAUAGAGAUUGUACUCUAGGAAAGAUGGCAGACAACCUUUCUUCUCUCCAAGAAACUACAAUUGUCGUAAAGUCUCUGCUCCUUUCGAGAGGGGGAAAGAUGACAAUUGAACUGCUAGAAGCAGACUACCAAAUGAUGGAAGAACAAAGAAUUCCCUACGGAAGACUUGGAUAUACUUCCACAGAGACUUUCCUGCGGAGCCUUUCGCAACUCCUGCAGGUCCGGGGUCAUGGAAAAUCUGCAAUUGUCGAACUUGCCAAAGAUCCACAGACCCAACACUUGCAGGACAUGAUAAAGGAGCAGCGGUCUGACAAGAAAUUCAAUCAGAAAAUGCAACGAAGUGCAAGUCGCGGAAGUUACGGGGCAAAUAGGCAGAGAAAUCAGCCUGGGAGGAAUUUCAUGCCCCAGUCGCCGUACAGACAAGCUCAUGUUCUUCCACAUCCACCUCAGCCAUGCUCCAAUGGGAUGUACUACAAUCACCAGGUAUUCCCUGUCCUCAUUCAGCCAAACUUUAUCAUCUAUCAGAACUGGUUGGCUCAAUUCUCCCUUCAGGCCUCCUUUGCGGCACAGCAACAACAGUUCAGAAGGCAGCAGGUUUGGGGCGGUAUGCCAUACCAACGGCAACCUCCGGGAAGAUGUGCUCCGCCUCCGGAAGAAGAACAGAGAUUCCAGCCAAAUGACAGGCCUCAGCAGAAGCCAAAGACUCCGUCUCCAGUCAAAAAGCCAAAGACUCCGUCUCCAGUCAAGAAGCCAAAGACUCCUUCGCCAGUGAAGAAGCCCAAGACGCCCUCGCCAGUCAGGAAGCCACCAUCGCCCGUGCAGACUCCUUCAGUGCCUGAGGCUAAGCCCUCCAAUUCCAUCCAGGAUCCCUCUCAACUCCCAGAAACUCAUCGAAAACAUCCGGAACCGUACCAUUAUUCCGAUUUGGAUGACUUCUGGCCAACAAGUCACCAGUCCAUUCGGCCUCCGCCUGGCUUCGAGAAUUCCUCCGUGGCAGAAAAGAUCGCCCGAGAGCCUCAAAUUUCCAUGCAGGACAGCGAUGAUGAAUUCCUGCAAUUAGUGGACAGAAACAUUUCAAGACUGGAACAACUCAAUAUUUCAUCGCUGUCAACGCAAGUGAUGCCCUCACCGUCCAAUUCCUUUCCCGAACUCGAUGACUUCUCCCAGGAGGCAUCCGGAGAAUCGGAACCUGCUUUCCCGGACUGGGUCUACGAGUCUGUGCAUCUGGUGCCCAAGGAUAUGGCUGGGUACAAAGACGAAAUCAAGAUCAGCAAUCGCACUAACGUCCUGACCAUCGGUGCUUGGACGGAGAUUUUUGUGUCGGAAGUGCACAAUCCACACAAAUUCUUCUUCCACAGCUACGCUGAACAGGAAGACCUUGAAGAUCUCAUGGCCAGUCUCAAAACAUUCUAUGAGAGGCCAACCAGUGCGAGUCUUACUCCAAAAUCACACGAAUUGCUUCCUGGCUUGACUUGUGCUGCCCUCUAUCUGCACGAAUGGCACCGUGGACGGAUCGUUUCUGAACCUUAUCGAUGGCACAAGACAAUGGUAGUCAAGGUGUAUUACGUAGACUACGGAACAGUGUCACCUGUGCCACUACACGAUAUCAGAUUUCUUCAUAAGCGCUUCCUCGAGCUACCUCAAUUGUGCCAUAGGGCAUCCCUGUCGGGAUUGCUGCCGCUCGGAGACACCUGGAAUGUCGAGGCAUCACGCAUGUUUCUUGCACUUGUAAUGGGGAAAAAACUUUGUGCUAUGGCCAAUUAUUUCUACGCAACUGAUCGCUCAUGGCAUGUGGAGCUUGUGAAUGCAUCGACGACGCCUUAUGAAAAUAUCAAUUUCUUGCUGAUUAAGCAUGGUAUGGCUCAAUUGUAUGAGUCUGAGGAUUUGACUGAUUACCUGGAUUACUACAAAAGUCAUCCACCCACCUUCGAUGAACUAAUCAAUGGGAAAUAUCCGACAUAUUCCGAAUUGCUGGAAUGGCAUCGGAUGGGGAUUGAGUAUGACCCGAAAAGUGCCAAGCCAAUUAUUCAUGUGGAUAAUGAUGUUGAUGAUGAUGAUGAUGAUAUGAGGAUGGAGGAUGAUAAGACAUUGUAUCUAAUUGAGACAAAUCCAUUCAUUGAGUCCAUUCGCAAGAAGAAUAUCCGGGUUGUGACACUACCGAGACUGUCCAUACCCGGGGAGAAUUUCCUUUCGAAUUGUGCCAAAAAAGAUAUUCCUCUGGUUAAUGUGAACAUUCCAGUCAACGAUAAGAUCCUCAUGCGUACCAAUCCAUUUCUCUAAUGACAAUACUGCCAAUUUUCUUUAUUAUUUUUUUUUACUAAAAAUAACUUCCGGAUAUUGAAAUCCUCGGAAAAAAAAAUUUGCUGUGCUCUUUGACCUUUUGUUUACCAAUUGAGAAGAUUAAAAAAAAAACCUGAAGACUUUAUAUAUUGUAGUAAUUUAGUUUAUUGAUGAAAAAUUAAGGCAAAAAAAACUUACGAAUAAAUGAAGUAUUUUUCUUUGUUAA
Messenger RNA from Phlebotomus papatasi, 2639 nucleotides. RefSeq names its product tudor domain-containing protein 5 (gene tej). The transcript has 5 exons. Bases 158 to 2413 code for a protein of 751 amino acids. NCBI's taxonomy places the organism in Eukaryota, Metazoa, Arthropoda, Insecta, Diptera, Psychodidae. The record is from RefSeq and is a predicted model, not a curated record.